ACGUUUCCCUGGUCGGCGGCGGCCGCCACUCCUCGCGAUCCGGCGGAGGGAGUCUCGCUGGGCAGCCUCGCCCCGGCGGGCUGGGCUGGGCACGGCUCCGCCGCGGGCCCCGCGCCGCGCUCCCGAUCCUUCUGAGUCGUACUUGAAGCCGCCAAAAUGGUUCUGGCAGAUCUUGGAAGAAAAAUAACUUCAGCAUUGCGCUCCCUGAGCAAUGCCACAAUCAUCAAUGAAGAGGUUUUAAAUGCUAUGUUAAAAGAAGUAUGUACAGCAUUACUGGAAGCUGAUGUUAAUAUCAAACUUGUGAAGCAACUUAGAGAAAAUGUCAAGUCUGCAAUUGAUCUUGAAGAAAUGGCAUCUGGCCUUAACAAAAGAAAAAUGAUCCAGCAUGCAGUCUUUAAAGAGCUUGUUAAGCUUGUAGAUCCUGGAGUCAAGGCAUGGACACCUACCAAAGGAAAACAGAAUAUUAUAAUGUUCGUUGGUUUGCAAGGAAGUGGUAAAACAACAACUUGUUCAAAGUUAGCAUACUUCUAUCAGAGGAAAGGCUGGAAGACUUGUCUAAUAUGUGCAGACACAUACAGAGCAGGUGCUUUUGACCAGUUAAAGCAGAAUGCCACAAAAGCAAGAAUUCCCUUUUAUGGGAGUUAUACAGAAAUGGAUCCUGUAAUAAUUGCCUCAGAAGGUGUUGAGAAAUUUAAGAAUGAAAACUUUGAAAUUAUCAUUGUUGAUACAAGUGGACGUCACAAACAAGAAGACUCUUUGUUUGAAGAAAUGUUACAAGUUGCUAAUGCCAUACAACCAGAUAACAUCGUUUAUGUGAUGGAUGCUUCCAUUGGCCAAGCUUGUGAAGCUCAAGCUAAAGCUUUCAAAGACAAAGUAGAUGUGGCUUCUGUUAUUGUCACUAAGCUGGAUGGACAUGCCAAAGGAGGUGGAGCCCUUAGUGCAGUUGCUGCCACAAAGAGUCCUAUUAUUUUUAUUGGAACUGGCGAGCACAUAGAUGACUUUGAACCCUUUAAAACACAGCCUUUCAUCAGCAAGCUGCUUGGUAUGGGUGAUAUUGAAGGAUUGAUAGAUAAAGUAAAUGAGUUGAAGUUGGAUGAUAAUGAAGCACUCAUAGAGAAGCUAAAACAUGGUCAAUUUACAUUAAGAGAUAUGUAUGAACAAUUCCAAAACAUCAUGAAAAUGGGACCAUUCAGUCAGAUCUUGGGCAUGAUCCCUGGUUUUGGAACUGACUUCAUGAGUAAAGGCAAUGAACAGGAAUCAAUGGCAAGGCUAAAGAAACUCAUGACUAUAAUGGACAGUAUGAAUGAUCAAGAACUUGACAGUACAGAUGGUGCCAAAGUUUUCAGUAAGCAGCCAGGAAGAAUCCAAAGAGUAGCAAGAGGCUCUGGUGUUUCUACCAGAGAUGUUCAGGAGCUAUUGACCCAAUACACUAAGUUUGCGCAGAUGGUGAAAAAGAUGGGAGGCAUCAAAGGGCUUUUCAAAGGUGGUGAUAUGUCCAAGAACGUAAACCCAUCUCAGCUGGCCAAACUGAAUCAGCAGAUGGCAAAGAUGAUGGAUCCAAGAGUUCUUCAUCAUAUGGUGUGUGAUUUCCUGGGGGAAAAGAUUGCAUCUGUUCUGGGAAUAAGCACACCAAAAUACCAAUAUGCCAUUGAUGAGUAUUACAGAAUGAAGAGAGAGGCAGAAGAGGAGGAACAGGAAAACAAGAUGUCAGAAGAAGCAGAAAGGCAGCAUCAGGAACAGCAGAACAAGCCACAAGCUGAAGCUCCUGUCCAGACAGACCAGCCUGGAGCAACAGCAUGCUCUUCAUUUGUGAACGUAAACUUUGAAAAUGAGGAAGAUUGCCCACCCACUGCGGAAAACAAACAAGAUGUAGUUCCUGUCCCUCCUUAAGUGUAAAGCUCUGUAUAAUGUAGGAAAUAAGAACUGUCAGGUGUCACAAUCUGCCUAUAAACAGGAAAAAUAGGAUCAUGCUUGUUCAGUGAAAUACAACUCCUACCAUUCUUAUUGAUCAGGAGAGAGCUAGGCAAUGUCUGUUCAGUCAGUCUGCCUAAUAAAGGCUGAGGCAUUCUGCCAAAUUGGCACUUCAGUUAAAAUGAAAAUUGCACUACAAACAUUUGGUCUAAAAUUGAAUGUGUGAGCUAAUUUCUGUGGAAAGUAAGUAGAAAUGUCUUUUCUUUGAAUUGCUGUGUCUCUAACACCUGUGAAUUGCAGAGGCAGUGCUGUUUCCUACUUCUAAAAACCUGAUUUGCACAUUGUUUGCAACUUGGCUCUCUAUGAAUAGAUUAAUAGGAAUUAAUAUCCUGUAACUCAAAGGUAAUUAUAACAGUCUUAUUCCCCCUAUUUAUUGUCACUGUUGUAUGCAUGUAUUUUUUCUGUUGUUAACACAAAAGAAUAAUGUUAGAUUUAAUGUUAAUUAAAGGGUCCACUGACUUUUUGUUAAUUAAGUAAAAAAAAUCCCAACUUCCAGGAGGCUAUAAGCAUCCUUAAGAACUUACUAACAAGUACCAGCACUCUUGGAGGCCAAUAGUGCUCAGCUGCUCCAUCCAGUGCUGUUGUAGCAAAGUUCAGAACUAACAUCAGUCUAGGAUGUUCUCAAGCCCAAGAAUUAAGAGACCCAUGCUUGAAUGCAUGCUCUCAGUGGUCUGGAAAAGAAACUAGAGUCUUGCUAAAUGAUAUCAAGUGCAUGGUACACUCUAUGUAGUACCAGUCUAGAACUGUGAACUUUUUUGGACAUUGAUUACACAAGUCUGUGUACUUGAGUAACCUAAAGAAAUUGUGUGUUGAAUGUUAAAUUGCCAGUAAGGGAUGUGCCACUGCAGAUAAUUUUCAUCCUAUUAGCACAGAACACAUACAUAACUAGAAACAACAAAACCAAACUUGGGACUCUUUCCUUCUCUUAAAUAACUAUGUGUUGUGAUACUGCACUUACAAAACCAGAAAUUUCUAUUUUUGUCUAAAUGAAGUGCAGCUCCACAUCUAAUACCAAUUAAGCUGUUUUACUGCAGUGACUGUACCUGUAGCUUGUAAAAGGUGAAUAGUUUACUUUGCAACAAUCAGGUGUCAUUGCCUCAGUCAUUUUCUGUGGACAACUGUUGUAGGUAAAGGAGCAGAGAACCUGCACUAUUUACCAUGUAGAACAUUACUUCUGUCUUUGAGAUUUAUAAAAAAAAAUUUAAAAUAAUCCUUAAUAAAAUUGGGUUGUUGGGUAUCAUGACAUGUCCCUGGCCUUGCUUCCAGUGCCAACUGAGGAGCCUGAUGUAACACCACAGGCCAGGUACCUUGGCUCUUAGUUUCUGGAAUUAAUUAUGUAUUUCAGAUGACCCUCUGCCUGAACUAAUGUCCUGUACAGCACAAAUGCUUCCUCUCAUCUGUCUGUAGCUCUCCAGUACUACAGAAAAUCGAAGGAGGAAGAUUCAAUCAUCAGCUCUAGUCCAUCUGCUUUGAUACUCCAUUCUUUGCCUUUUGUGAAUUGUAAGACAGAGGAUGCUGACCACAGUGUAAAAUCACUCCUUUGCCCUGGAUGUCUGCAAGGGAGAGCUUGAUUCAACACCAAGGGAAUACACAGAAAAUCAGCUUGUUAGGAGUUCAUAUAGCAUCAAAGAAAGAAAACAUCAGAUAGCUUGAGUAAUACUUUGACAGCUGAAGGAUACUUUGCUUUUCUUCCAAUAAAUUAAUGUCAGUUUGGUUUUUUUUACUUCCUUUUCCUACUAUUUGUUGCAUAACAAAUACUCUCACUGCCUUCUUUGUAUGAAAUACUGUAUUACUCACUGUGCCUUAACUUAAUCUUUCCUUUUUUGCAAACUGUAUGAAAGUGGUUACUUUCAUAUUGGUUUAAUUUUUCUGUAAAUGCAUUAAUUGGUUAUUUUAUAUUUAAUAUAAUUUUUGAACUGGAA
Messenger RNA from Melospiza georgiana, 3893 nucleotides. RefSeq names its product signal recognition particle subunit SRP54. The record is from RefSeq and is a predicted model, not a curated record. Gene Ontology annotation, molecular function: endoplasmic reticulum signal sequence receptor activity; GTP binding; ATP hydrolysis activity. Bases 157 to 1890 code for a protein of 577 amino acids. Gene Ontology annotation, cellular component: cytosol; signal recognition particle, endoplasmic reticulum targeting. The transcript is spliced from 17 exons. Gene Ontology annotation, biological process: SRP-dependent cotranslational protein targeting to membrane, translocation; SRP-dependent cotranslational protein targeting to membrane. Lineage: Eukaryota; Metazoa; Chordata; Aves; Passeriformes; Passerellidae.